Molecule: messenger RNA, 1398 nt
Organism: Rotaria sp. Silwood1
Lineage: Eukaryota; Metazoa; Rotifera; Eurotatoria; Philodinida; Philodinidae
Source: the annotation of a GenBank genome assembly
AUGUCUAACAAAAAGAAAAAUACUGAUGAACCUGGUUAUUCAUCGGCAAAUAUUUUGACAUUCAAUACUACAACAUCUAAUGUUACUGAUCUAGAAAUUGAACAAGAAAACAUGGAUGUAGAAUGGGAUCUUGAAUUAAAUGAUGAUUCAUGGAACAUUAAUGAUGUUGAUUUAAUUGAUGAAACAGAUGCGUAUGAUACUAGUAAUGCUACAGCCAAUACUGAAUUUAGUGAAACAACAGAUUUCUAUGAUGAUGAAAUUAUUAAUGAACAAGAUAUUGUUGAAUUGAUGAAUGAUAGCUGGUCAAAUGUUAUUAAAGAUCUUGUCAAUUUAACACAACCACAAAAAUUAAUUCUACAAGUAUUAAAAAAAUGUCGUGCUAUUGCAAAAAUUUUGAAGAAAUCUUCAUUGAUAUCACGUUUUGUUCGUAAAGAACAAGAUUCAACGAAAUCAAAAAAAAAUAUUAGUAAUGAUUGUCCAUCAAGAUGGAAUUCAACGUUCAAUUUAAUAGAUGCUAUUAUUGACCUGAAACACGUAAUUAUCAAAUUGUUUACUGAUAAGUGGUCAUUGAAUUUACGAAAAGACCAAGUAUCUAAGUUAGCAAAAAUCGAAUUAACAAGUGAAAAUUGGGAUUUAUUAUCAGCAUUACAUUUUGUUUUAAGACCAUUUUUUCUUGCAACUAAAAUGAUGUCUGGAAAAGAAUAUGCUACAAUUGGCUUAUCGUAUUAUGCUAUACAUGAAAUUAAAUGCUUUUGUGCUAAGGAGGAUAAAUGUUCUGAACAAAGUAAAACUUUUAAAAGAUUAUUAGCCGACAAAUUGACCAAGUACUUUUAUUCUAAUUCUGAACAAAUUCAUCAUUUGCAAAGAUUAGCAUAUUUUGAUCCAACAUCACAUUUGUGUUUAAAUGACAAAGAAAAACAACAAAUUGAACACUACAUAAGAAAACUUAUAACAGAUGAUGUUUAUCCAUUAGAAUCAUCAUCAAAUGAUAAUUUGACGAGUUCAUCAACAUUAUCAGCACAAAUUCAAGUGAAACCAUCUAUUUUUGACGAAUUUAUGGCUGCCUGUGGUCAAGAAGAGAUUAUAUUGACAAGUAACAUGAAAGAAAAAAGCAAACGGAUCAGCAUAAAUGAAGAAUUAAAAUACUUCAAACAAGUCGUCCAACAGUUUAAUGCAGCAGUACAACCAUCAACAAAAUCUGCCAAAAACUUUUGGAAAGCACAUAAAGAUCGCCUACCAUUAUUAACACACUUGGCCAAAAUACAUCUAUCAGCUUGCGCCACAAGUGUGCCAAGUGAAAGUGCUUUUUCACAAUCUGCAUUCAUUGGUCGCAAAGAAAGAAAUCGUAUUACUGGCGAACAUCUAGCAUAUUCUGUUUUCUUGAAAGACAAAUUAUAA